GUGCAGCUGGCAAAAAAAAAUACUGGUUGACGUUUAACUGACUUACGAACAAAUUGCGUGUGUGUUUGGCACAUCUUUUUUUGUUGUCGUUUCUUAACUAACACAUGACCUGCAAUUUACCCAUUGUACUGGGUGGUGGUGGAGGGAGCAAAAGAGGAGAGUUUGCAUCUGUGUGCAAGCGGGGGGCAGCGAGUGACUGAAGUGCGGCAGGGAGGGAGAGCUGUAUCGGUCAGCCAUGGGUUUCCGAAAGAAGAACAAGAGCCCGGCGGUGCUGAGCCACGAGUUCGUGAUCCAGAAUCACGCCGAUAUGGUUUCGUGUGUGGCUAUGGUCAUUCUCCUCGGCCUGAUGUUCGAGGUGACAGCGAAGUUUGCCGUCAUGUUCAUCACUGUCCAGUACAAUGUGACGCAAGGUCUUGAUGAGAGGGCUGAGCCAGUGAACCUGUACCAGUACGGCCCUAAAGACAUGGCCACUGUGUUCUUCUACCUGCUCAUCGCUGUCAUACUCCACGCCUUAAUACAGGAAUACGUUCUUGACAAAAUGAAUAGGCGGUUGCAUCUGUCAAAAACCAAACACAGCAAGUUCAAUGAGUCGGGACAGCUUGCUGCCUUCUACUUCAUCUCCUUCAUCUGGGGCUGCAGCAUCUUAACAGCGGAGGAAUUUGCAACAAAUCCUACUUUCCUAUGGGCGGGCUAUCCACACACCCACAUGGUCUUUCAGGUGAAGUUCUUCUACAUUUGCCAAAUGGCCUACUGGCUCCACGCCCUUCCUGAGCUGUACUUCCAGAAAGUGCGAAAGGAGGACAUUCCCCGCCAGCUCUAUUACAUUUGCCUUUACGUCUUCCAUAUCACCGGUGCCUACGUCUUAAACCUCCACCGGCUGGGCCUGGUGCUUCUUGUACCUCACUCCCUGGUGGAGCUCCUGUUCCACGCCUCGCGCCUGUUCUAUUUCAGUGACGAGAACAAACAGAAGGGUUUCACUUUGUGGGCAAUGCUUUUCGUCAUCGCACGCCUCAUCACCCUCACCCUCUCCGUACUGACAUUCGGCUUCGGACUGCCCCGUGCAGAGAACCAGGGAUUCUCACUGGCAAAGGGAAACUUUAAUGUUCUCACCGUUAGGAUGACAUGCCUGGCUGCCAUUUGCCUCACCCAGGCUUGGAUGAUGUGGAAAUUCAUCAACUUUCAGCUAAAGAAGUGGAGGGAGCACAGCCAGAGCCAGGCUUCCAAGGUGAAGGCUAUCAGCCCAAAGAGCAAGCCCCACAAGAAGGACCCAGCCCGGGGAGGUUCUGCAAACGGUGUUGGUCUGAAGUCUGAUGACAAGACAUCACCUCGGGCAAGAAAGGCCUUGUAGAGAUGGAGGGAGGAGAACUAAGUGAGGGGGCUGCUCUCAAUGUGACACUUUUCACCACAUAAAAAAAAGUUAACUUACUGUUCGCCAAAACAACCACUUAAGCGCACAAAGAAACCGUAACUUAACCAUCUCUUGAGUUAGAACUGUUAAAAACGAGGUUCUGUUUUGAUGACCUGAUACGUUUGUGUUCAGUCGUUCUUUCUCAGGAUGUAAUUAAUGUAGGUCGGGCAUGGUCGACUGGUUAAACGCUUUAACUGUAUAAAUUGGUCAAAAAGUGUCCCUUUUGGCGAGGACUUCCUAUUUCAUCCAGCUUCAGGGCCUGAUUCUAUCAAACUUGUUAACCGGGUUUAUGAGGAAGUCAAACAAGUACUGUUCAAUUUGCAUUGCAAGAGUGCAUGUCAGAAUUCAUGUUCUCACCCAAAUAUGUAAAAGAAUGAAUGGGGAAACGUUGGGCAUGAAGUUUAGCCGUUUACCUGGCCGUUGGUUUCGAUUGAAUAGGGACCUCACCAUGAACUCCUAAAGGGUGUCUGUUUACUACCUGUAUUGUUACCUGCCUUUUGCCAUAUGAAACCUGGGCUAUUAUGGGAUUGAGGGCACUAUUUGUCAUUAGUAGCCCCCCAUCUUCUGACUCAACUUGGCCUUCAUCCAGGAACCGGAACUCCUGACGGGAGAUACGGUCUUUAUCCAUGCAGAACUAGAUCUCUUGAGCAAAUGGUGCAUUCAUGUAAGAGUAGGAUUUGUGCAGGUGAGGUUUGUGUGUUUCAGUUCAGGAUUUUGAUCCAUGAUAUCUUCAUUUAACAGCGGCGGUCCUUUCUGCGCUCAGGUUAUGGUUAAGCUUCGAGGGUCAUGGUUAGGUUUUGACGUGCUGUCAUGUUUGAGUUUGCAUAUCUCAGAAGCAUUCGGUGGCCUUCUUUUCACAUCCGCUGGUAGAGUUUUGAGUUAUUUAUUUCAGUCGUAUCUUGUUAAAAAAUUAUCAUGCUUUGGCAACUCUGUUAACCAGCAUAGACGAGGUACAAAGUGAAACGCUUUGUCCCGGCGCUCAACCCAAAUAAUUCAAAACUCCUUUAAGUGUCCUUAAAAUGUCAGUGGCGCGAGCUGUGAAAUUUUCCUUGGUUUCCUUUUCUGUUUGCCUUUUUUUUAUAUCGGGGUUUAUGAUGGCGGGCAGCUGCCUCGGGAAACACCCACCUAUUCUACUGUACGUCCCGUUCUCAGAUGGGAGAGGUGUCUGUUGGUGCGUGUUUGAGCCUUUGUGCAUUGUUACCUGUGGUAAUGCUUCUGUUGUGUCCGUGAGGAGGUGAAUGCGGAGCAUGAGUCAUGCUUUCGUCUUCGCUUUUGUUCUUGGUGGGGGGAAGAAAAAAAAAGUUGUUGCCCUUGUGGCAUUACAGAAUGUGACACAAACAGUUUAUAGACUCUCCUCGUUUCCUUUUUAAAUCCUUUACCUUGUUUUCAUUUCACCCUUUUCUGUUCAUUGACGAAAGGCCUUUGUAACGAAGACGAUGAGUGACAACUGAGUAUAUUCUAUAUAAAGUUAGUUGUUGGAUGCUUACAACCUCUGGCCCUUCCUUAACCCUGUCCUGUAUGAAAGAGAUUCUGUGAGUUCUGUUUGCCAAAUUGAGUUGAGUGUGGAGGACUUGUGUUCUGUUAAGUGGCAAUGUCUCUGAGGAGGAAAGGUGGAGCAGAGGACCUUUUUUACACCAGUCUGUACUUCACUGUAUCGGAUGUUUAAAAUCUACAUGAAUCUAACGCUACACUGUACUAAAAAUGGUCAGAAUUUUUAAAGCUAUUUUUAUAUAUUUGAAGAACUUAGUUCACCAAUAUUCAGCACACAGAUAUAAAUAUCUGAAUUUGAUUUUGCAUCCACAUUGGCAUGUUUUUCUACAUCAAAAGACAAAGCUUUCUCUCCUUUCUAAGUCGGGGUUCACAUUUCAGUUUCACCAUCGUAGUCUAUUUCAUAAACUAGGAUGUAUAUAUUGAGUAGAGUAAAUCAGAACCACUCUGCCAUAAGAUGAUGCUCAGACGGCACUAUGUGGAAACUGUCUACUAUAGUUGUAUUGUAUUCUAAUGUAAUUGCUAUUUGCUGUCCAUGGCACUAGGUAGCAAAGCUACUGUUUGAUCAGCAAGGAUCCUAAUAUGUUUUUUUAUUGUUCUAAGGUGUAUUUAAAUCAGUGGGUCGUCCUACUCUUACACUAGCCUGAUCCCAGACCUGUGUCUUCUUUAGCCAACUCCUCUGCUAGCAUGACAACCAUAGUCAGAGACGUUGACUAGGAUAUUAGUAUCUGAUCAAGGACCAGGCUAUUGCUGACCCUGUAAAACAACACAUUUCACUUCACCUAGCUGGUGUGUGGCACUAACACAUCUAACUAUAUACAACACUUUGAAGUGAUAAUUACAACAAAGGAAAGAUUAGCAUUUUGCCCUUCAUCCAUUCCUUUAUGAAUUGAUUUGAUGUCAUGAUACACUGAGGGGGCCGAGUAACAGGAGUUUCUCUAGCCAGGUUAAGACACACGCUAACCCUGUAGCAUUGAGAAGAGUUGUCUUCUCAAUGCUUACAACCGCUAUUGAAAUAUACAGUGUAGUGAAGCAUGACACCAAUGGAUGCCACUGUGUACUGUCAGCAUGUUGGGUUGUAGCACUGUUCUGUAGCCUAGCGCGAGUCUUGACUGCAAGGACCGUUUGAUCUCUGGUAAGGUGGCAAUGGGGCAACACAAUGCAAAGACCCAUGCUAAUAAUUUAUUAGUGUAUAUCAGCCGUUUAGGUGGCAACGACCAUUUGAUGCAUUUGCAAUGGGAUGCAUACUCCUUCAUAGCAGCCAGCUACACAGAAGAAAAACAUGGUUAUGGUUCAUGCACUGUCCUUGUUUUGUGUUGUUUUUGCUGCUUGCUUCUAGAUUUGUUUUAAAAUUAUUUCAAAAAACGUGUCGUCUCUGGAAUGUAAAUUUAUGCAAAAAUCUUGGUAUUUCUCAAAUUUAUUUUGUUUGUACUUAUUUCAUGUUUGAAUAAAGCCUUUGAUUAUC
Messenger RNA from Oncorhynchus gorbuscha (pink salmon), 4361 nucleotides. RefSeq names its product translocating chain-associated membrane protein 1-like 1. The transcript has 11 exons. Gene Ontology annotation, biological process: SRP-dependent cotranslational protein targeting to membrane, translocation; protein insertion into ER membrane. The record is from RefSeq and is a predicted model, not a curated record. Bases 236 to 1348 code for a protein of 370 amino acids. Lineage: Eukaryota; Metazoa; Chordata; Actinopteri; Salmoniformes; Salmonidae. Gene Ontology annotation, cellular component: endoplasmic reticulum membrane.